AUCGGGUCCGGCAUCCCAGCCCGCCCCUCCACACACGCUGCGGCCGGCCAGCGGAGCCCCAGCUCCCUCCUUCCCUCUCCUCAGCUGCCUUUUGUAAUGUUUUAAUGGGGUUUCUUCCCUGGGUUGUACUGAUUUAAUUACAAAGCUGCAGUGAGUUGAUGCCUUGUGACGGUCUAAUCCCAACCCGGUGACUCUACAAAGCUUUCGCUCAGCUUUCUUCUUGCUCCACUCUGGCCUCGCUGCCUGCGUGUCCAUCUCUGCCCCGUGCGCUGACCUGCUGUGGACAGUUCAGGUUUUCCUUUCCUUGUGUCUUGUGGCUGACGAAGGACAGAGGACAACAUGUCUGCGGUUACGGGCACGUUUCGCAUCGUCUCAGAGGAGGAGCAGGCCCUGCGCACCAAGCUGGAGCGCCUGACAACCAAGGACCAUGGCCCUGUUUUCGGGAGAUGUGAGAAGAUCCCCCCGCACACCCUGCAGAAGGUGAGGGUGGCCACAGGGAGUGGGGAGGCGAAGGAUGAGCUGAACGAGACAGAGGAGCAGAGGGAGGUGGCAGUGAAGGCGCUGCGGGAGCUGGUGCAGGAGCGGGCAGGCAGCGAGGAGGUGUGCAAGGCGGUGGCCGAGAAGGUGCAGGGGAAGGACGACUCCUUCUUCCUCCGCUUCAUCCGCGCUCGCAAGUUUGAUGUCCACAGGGCCUAUGACCUGCUGAAAGGCUACGUAAACUUCCGCCAGCAGUAUCCUGAGCUUUUCGACAACCUGACCCCUGAGGCCGUGCGCAGCACCAUUGAAGCUGGCUACCCCGGCAUCCUGGCCAGCAGAGACAAGCACGGCCGGGUAGUGAUGCUCUUCAACAUCGAGAACUGGGAUUAUGAGGAGAUCACCUUCGAUGAGAUCCUUCGUGCCUAUUGUGUUAUCUUGGAAAAGCUGCUGGAAAAUGAGGAGACUCAGAUCAAUGGGUUCUGCAUCAUUGAGAAUUUCAAAGGCUUUACCAUGCAGCAGGCAUCAGGGAUCAAACCCUCUGAGCUCAAGAAGAUGGUGGACAUGCUGCAGGACUCUUUCCCAGCGCGAUUCAAGGCUGUCCACUUCAUCCACCAGCCUUGGUACUUCACCACCACCUACAAUGUGGUCAAACCAUUCCUGAAGAGCAAACUGCUGGAGAGGGUCUUUGUGCACGGGGAGGAGCUGGAGUCCUUCUACCAGGAGAUUGACGCUGACAUCUUGCCAGCAGACUUUGGUGGCAACCUGCCCAAGUACGAUGGCAAAGCAACCGCAGAGAAGCUCUUUGGGCCCCGCAUCGAGGCUGAAGACACGGCUCUCUAAACUGGGGUCUGCACCCUCUUCCCUGUAAAAUAGGAUCAGAGGUGGCUCCCUAACCUUAACCACCUCCAUACAGUAGCUUUGGUUGAAUGACUGCUCGUGAUGAGGCCCUCUGGGCGUGUUACUCCGCGCCUGUCCCUCCCUUCCCCAAACCUGGCAGCGGGCUGCCUGGCAGCUCUGUUCCUCCUGGGCAGAGCAUCCUUCCCUCGGGAGCCAGCAGAGAAAGGAUAUCACCAGCCCUCUCCCACAUCAUGCCCUGGAACUGCGGUGGGAGGACUGGAGAGCAUCUGCUCUGGGAAGGGAGGGCUACAGGAGGGAGAAAUAAAGUGUUUAACAGCAGAGCUCCAAGGUCCCUUGUGGCAUGUGGCAAGGAACAGGGGUGCAGGUUUUUGGGCACAGGUGCUGGCUGUGCUGCUGUUUUUAAGGAAGCCAGGAGUGUCAGUGCUUGGCAGGAGACCCCUGUUCCCCCAUCACUGACUGCCCUUUGAGACAGGAACCAAGGAACCACCGGUCUCCAUCCUCCAUGCAUCCCAGAAUGAGCCCCAGCCGUGCCCGAGCGAGGACCCUGAAUUGUCAGUCUUCUGCUCUACCCAGAAAAGAGGAAACAGCCCAGAAGAUGCACACAAGAACCUGAACAGGAGUCCAGGCAGAGCUGUCUCUGUCUAAUUCCUGCUCAGCCAGGUGGACAAGGAGGAGGAACAGAGAUUGCAGCAGCCACUAAGUAGGAGAUGGAUUUUAGCUGCAGGACAGUGAAAGACAAGCAGAAUACACUGUCAUAAAUCCUUUAAAAGCCUCAGCACAGUUGUUUCUCCUAGCACCACACUGUGAGAGUGUGCUUAGUCAGGAAAGCCCCACCAAAAGCCAUAAUAGACAUUAGAAGAGGGUCCUUGCCCAGCAAAGGAGCUGCUCUGGAUGCUAAUGCUAAUUUGCCCUUGCUAAUGUGGAGUCAGCAGGACCAGGGUGGGGAGGAAGGAGGCAGAAGUAACUGUCCCAGAGAAGGCAAUCUGUUCUGGUUCAUGAGCCAGGCGCCUCCUCCAAGAAGCUGAUCAGAUACUCAUUUCCAGACUGUCUUCUCCUCCCUUGGUGAGUAGUAGGGCUUGGAGAGGAGCAAGACACUGGUCUCUGCCCAGGUUACCUUCUCCAUAAAGCUGGUCCCCCAUAGCGCCCCAUCUCCCCUCCCUCCCAGCUCUGCAGCUACACACGGGAGCCUUUCAUCAGCCAAGCAGAGGACCAGACCCCCCCGUCCCCGAAGCCAGCUGAGGUGGAGGGUGCUGACAAGAGCCGCGUUCAUCAGGGCACUGGCCCAGGCUCAAACCAAACAGGAUGUCGGCUGUGAAGCUGUGGGGAGGAUGGGGUCUGUCUGGGCAGAGGCUACUGGGGUAAAAUCUGUUUUCCCUGGCCUCAGCAGCACAGCUGGUCCAUGCAUGGCAAGUCCCAGGCCUGAGGCUGUGCCAGCCUUGUGCAAGAGCCCAGAGGGAGAGCAAAAGGCAUCUCUGCUGUGUUUGGCUCCUCACUAUACAGUGCUCUUCAUGGGGCUGGGAAGCAUCUGGAGCUGUCCCAAGGAAACCAUGUGCAACAACCCUACAACCAUCAGGCCAGUGCAAACAUAACAGCGCAGCUUGCUUGGGAGACAGAGCAAUUGCAGCUGACUUAUAAAAACAGAAUAAGACAAUCACAUACACACACCCCUAGUAUGCACAGAUGGGAGCACCACAUUGCUGCCUCUUGGACUGGGACACUCACAGCUCUUGGGAGCUGCCAGUAGCUUGUUUUGAUGUUGAGAGGGAGAACAGCACAGCUGUCAGCACAGGGAGCAUGAUCCAUGCUGGCCUCAGCUUCCCCCCAGAGUGACUCUGACCAAGCAAAGAAGGAGUUUUGAAGUAGAUCUAACACCUAAAUUGCAACGACCAAUAAACA
Molecule: messenger RNA, 3231 nt
Organism: Cuculus canorus (common cuckoo)
Lineage: Eukaryota; Metazoa; Chordata; Aves; Cuculiformes; Cuculidae
Gene: RLBP1
Product: retinaldehyde binding protein 1
Exons: 8
Coding region: 340-1317 (325 amino acids)
Cellular component (GO): membrane
Molecular function (GO): phosphatidylinositol bisphosphate binding
Source: RefSeq, a predicted model, not a curated record